Molecule: messenger RNA, 909 nt
Organism: Eucalyptus grandis
Lineage: Eukaryota; Viridiplantae; Streptophyta; Magnoliopsida; Myrtales; Myrtaceae
Product: putative gamma-glutamylcyclotransferase At3g02910
Exons: 1
Coding region: 135-707 (190 amino acids)
Molecular function (GO): gamma-glutamylaminecyclotransferase activity
Source: RefSeq, a predicted model, not a curated record
UCCAUUCCAUUCCGAUCCAUUCCCCAAUCAUUCAUCAAAUCCAUCGCCGAAAUCACCAUCCUCCUCGUCGAAGAAGCAAAAAGUAUAGUGACCGAUCCAUCAUCAAUCACACCGGUGGGUGGGGGGGGGAGGGGAUGGGGUCGGAGGCGAAGGAGGAGGUGGCGGUGGUGUUCACCUACGGCACGCUCAAGAAGGGAUUCCACAACCACCGGGUGCUGGAGGAGCUGAUGGCCACCGGGGAGGCCGCCUUCCUGGGGAGGUGCCGCACCUCCAUCAAGUACCCCCUAGUGUGCGGGCCCUACAGAGUGCCCUUCCUCCUCGACCUCCCGGGCUCCGGCCGCCUCGUGUCCGGGGAGCUCUACUCGGUUACGUCGGAGAGAGCCCUCUCCCUGCUGGACGAGCUGGAGGGCACCUCCCGCGGGCACUACCAGAGGCGUCCCAUCGAGGUGGUCGAGCUGGUAGAUGGGGAGGAGGAGGAGGAAGAGGACGGAGAAGAGGGGAGGAAAAGGAGGAAGACGAGGAGGGCGGAGGCGUACUACGCGGACGGCGGCUACGCGAUGGAGAUGUGGGACAAGUGCGGGAGGAUGGGGCACGGGAGCUACACGGCGGAGGUGGCGCGCGGGUACGUGAAGCGCGGGGACAGGCCCCCCAACCUCUCCUUCCUCCACCACAUUCGCUGCUUCCUCUCCUCCUCCUCCUCCUCCUGAUGGCAUUGGCCGCCACCUUUUGUUUAUUUUUAUUUUUAUUUUCUUUUUGUCUCUUCCCUCCUGUGACUUGUGUGUGUGUGUCUCUCUCUCUCUCUCCUCUGUACUCUUUUACUCUCCCCAGUGGAGGACGAGCCCUUUACAAUUUCGUUGGGACGAAAAAAAAAAAAAAAAAGAAACAUUAUAGCACGAGUCUCUUUUGGCA